ACACGAGCACAAAUUUCUCCGUGUAAAGAAAAAUUUCUAGAGCUAGAUGAAGCCAUGAAAAAAAUUAAAGACAGGGAAAUAACAUUAAGAGAAGCCGCAGGACACGGAAUAGCUGGUCAUCAAGGAUUUAAUCGAUGCAACUGCAAAAUUGGUUGUGGUACUAAAAAAUGUGCUUGCAAUGCAGCGGAAAUGUUGUGCAGUUCAAAAUGUCAUGGAAACCAAAAUUGUCACAAUAAAUCAUUAUUAUAAAUAGUACCUAUAGUAAAACAAUCAGUGUAUUAUUUGAGAUUUAUCAUCAUUUACCACUAGUUUUGGUAAAUGACAUCAAUGACCGGUGAAAGAUGUACAUUUGAAUUUAAAAUCUGGUUUUUUACAUCAUUUACCUAUAUAAUCGAAUCAUUUUGGUAAAAGACGUCAUCCACCGGAGAAUGACGACAUUCACCAAUAUUCAU
Messenger RNA from Rhopalosiphum maidis (corn leaf aphid), 452 nucleotides. RefSeq lists its product as uncharacterized. The record is from RefSeq and is a predicted model, not a curated record. NCBI's taxonomy places the organism in Eukaryota, Metazoa, Arthropoda, Insecta, Hemiptera, Aphididae. The annotation marks the transcript as partial. The transcript has a single exon.